Molecule: messenger RNA, 2814 nt
Organism: Pistacia vera
Lineage: Eukaryota; Viridiplantae; Streptophyta; Magnoliopsida; Sapindales; Anacardiaceae
Product: probable LRR receptor-like serine/threonine-protein kinase At1g34110
Biological process (GO): protein phosphorylation
Molecular function (GO): protein kinase activity; ATP binding; receptor serine/threonine kinase binding
Source: RefSeq, a predicted model, not a curated record
AUGCUACCACUUGAUGUGAAUGUCCGCAAUAUGCCAAUUUUGACAUCAAAAAGGCUUCCUUCAAAUUGGACUGCUUGUGCCAAUGUCUCUCAACUACCAUCAAACCAAACAACCACCAUGAUCACUCUCUCUCAGCAACUUAACAAUUCAAAUUUAGGAUGGAAUGUUGCAAAACAGCCAAAUCCAUGUUUAUGGAAGGGAGUUACUUGCAGUAAGAGUUCCUUGAUAACGCAACUUUCUUUAUCUGGGUUUGCACUCUCUACAGAUAAGUUGCCUGUUGUUUGUGCGAUUAGUUCUUUGCAUUCACUUGAUCUUUCCAUCAACAAUUUGAGCUCAAUUUCUGAUUUUAUCAAAGACUGUGGAGCGAUUCAUGGGCUAAAGUCAUUGAAUUUGAGCAAGAAUUGGUAGUCUGGUAAUUUAACUAGCUUUUAUAGUUUUGUUGGAUUAGAGUUCUUGGAUUUAUCUUACAAUAGUAGACUGACUGGAGACAUUAGUUUACUGUUGGAUGAAUUAGUUAAUCUCAAAAGUUUGAAUCUUAGUCACACUUGUUUUGAAGGUUCUAUUCCUAGCCACCUUGGAAAAUCUAAGGCUUUAGAGCAACUUGUACUUUCUCGGAAUUCUUUUUAUGGUGAAAUACCUGAAAAAAUUGCAGAUUAUGGGAAUUUGACCUUUGUUGACUUUAGUGUCAAUUAUCUUUCGGGGUCUAUUCCUAAUAGAAUUGGAGAACUCACAAACCUGGGAGUUCUAAUUCUCUCUGAGAAUAAUUUAAAUGGUGGAAUUCCAACAAACCUUUUCAGUAUAUCAACCCUGUCGCGUUUUGCAGCCAAUCAUAACAAUUUUAGUGGUUCAAUUCCUGGUGGACUCACAAGAUAUGUGAAGAAUUUAGAUCUUAUUUACAAUAAGUUGACAGGGUCUAUUCUAGAAGACCUUUUGUCAUUUAAAAAUUUGCAGACGGUAGAUUUGUCUUAUACUUUGCUAGAGGGUUCAAUACCUGAUAAAAUGUCUCCAAGCUUGGUCAGGUUGAGAUUGAGAAGCAAUUCACUCAAUGGUGUGAUACCUUCGGCGAAUUUUGCAACUCUGAAAAAAUUGACUUGCUUGGAGCUGGACAACAAUAGCUUCACUGGAAUGAUGCCUCCAGAAUUGGGUGAUUGCCAAACUUUGACGCUGUUAAACUUGGCUCAGAAUAAACUGAAUGGUUCAUUGUCGGCACAAUUGGGUAAUCUCAGAAGUCUUCAAGUUAUGAAGCUUCAACUCAACAACCUGAGUGGAGACAUCCCUGUUCAGUUUUCCCUGCUAAAGAAUUUGUCUCAAUUAAACAUUAGCUGGAAUUCGCGGACUGGUUUAAUACCUUCUUCCUUUUCCAACCUGCAAGAGCUUACAAACUUGAGCUUACAACACAACUAUCUCAGUGGUUCCAUACCUGACUCUAUCAGGAACAUGAAUUCUUUGACAGAACUGCAACUUGGAGAAAAUCAGCUAAGUGGCCGAAUUCCAUCGUUGCCAGUUAAAUUGCAGAUUGCUUUGAAUCUGAUCAGCAAUCUCUUUGAAGGAUCCAUCCCACACAGCCUUUCUAGCCUGACUGGAUUGGAAGUUUUAGGUCUCUCAAACAACAAAUUGUCUGGUAAAAUUCCUGUUUUUUUUUUUACUCAAAUGCCAACCCUGACGCAGUUAAUUCUUUCUAAUAAUCAGUCGUCAGGAAUUGUUCCUAAGUUUACCCUCUUUGUUUCGGUCAAUAUAACUGGAAAUCCGAACCUCAUACCUGCACCAAACACUUUCCCGGAACUAGCAAAGAAAAAAAUGCCAGUUGCUGUUUCAAUAAUUACUGCCCUUGCCGCUGGUGUCCUUGCCGCUAGGGUAAUCAUAUUCAUUUAUCUAUCAAUUCCAAGAUGUUUCUAUUUUUUUUGGAUCAUCCUGAGCAAUUUUCUGACGGAAAAUGAAAUCCACAAAUCAAAUAUUUCCUUCACCAAAGCCAUGGAAACAAUAGCUAAUCCAUUGAACAUUUUCCUGAAAACGAAGUUCUCAACCUAUUACAAAUCCAUCAUGCCAUCCGGAAAGAGCUACUUCAUUAAGAAGCUGAACCGGAGUGAUAAGAUAUUCCAGAAUGAUAAAUUCGAGCAAGAGCUAGAGAUCAUAGGGAAGUUGAACCAUUCAAAUGUCAUGACUCCUUUGGCUUAUGCAUUGACUAAGGACAGUGCUUAUCUACUUUAUGAAUAUGCCCAAACAUGCACCCUUUUCGACAUUCUUCACGGUAUCAAUGGAAGUAGUAUGGAUUGGGAAAGCCGUUACAGUGUAGCAGUAGGAUUAGUCCAGGGUCUUGCUUUUUUGAAUGGAUGCACCUCUGGUCCAAUUCUCCUCCUUGAUCUUUCAAGUAAAAACAUUAUGCUUAAGUCAUUGAAAGAGCCACAACUUGGAGACAUUGAACUCUGCAAAGUGAUUGACCCCUCAAAGAGGAUUGGCAGUCUUUCCACGGUUGCUGGUUCUGUCGAUUAUAUUCCUCCAGAGUAUGCCUACACGAUGAGAGUGACUGCAACUGGGAACGUUUACAGCUUCGGAGUUAUUCUCCUGGAGUUGCUGACCGGAAAACCUCCAAUUAGCGAGGGUACUAAAUUAGCCAAGGUGGUGUUACACAACUGGGAACAUGACGAUAAAAGGGAUGAGAUAUUUGAUGUUAAUAUCAACGCAACUUCACUUGCCAUCAAAAUCCAGAUGCCUGCAGUCCCUGAGUUUGCCAUUGCUUGUGUAGUGUCUUACCAAGGAAGGCCAAAGAUGAAUGCUGUGCUACAGAUGCUACAAAAUGCUAACACAUUAACAUAA